CACCCUGUCUAUGUUAUUGGCAGGUACUAUGUCGGCAGCAGUCAUGUCUUCAGGCGAAAAAGUUGAACUUAAGACCGCACCAUUUGAUGCUCGCUUCCCUAACCAGAACCAGACCAGAAACUGCUGGCAGAACUAUGUGGAUUUUCAUCGCUGUGUGAAAGCUAAGGGCGAUGAUUAUGAACCAUGCCAGUACUUUAAGCGUGUCUAUCGCUCGCUAUGCCCAAACGCUUGGGUGGACAAGUGGGAUGAGCAGAGGGAAGAAGGCAGCUUCACGGGCAAGAUAUAACAAUCGCAUGCUGCCUAGAUAAUUUCCAGCGACAUCUAUUCUAGAAAAGUCGAUCACGGUGUUAAUUGCCGUAAGGCUGGUUAGAGUGAGAAUGUGAUCGACUUGCUGUAAACAUUGUAAACUGAAGUCUGAUGUCUUGUUCUGUUACGUAAUUGGUGUGAAAUAUUUCAGGUUGUCGGCUAUGUAUCCGUUUGCAGUUUUAGUACUUUCGAACUGAAUAGAAGAUAGAUUGAGGUCACUGAGAUUUCUUGAGCAAAGGAAUGUUUUAUAGUUGCAUUGAAUUUAUAUAAUGCCAUAGGCAUGUGUCAAAUAUCAGAAACAAAACAAAUCUACCAUAGUAACUUAAGUUUGAUACUAGAACUGGUUAGGAUACUAAUUGGUUAAGUGUUAAAUAAACAUCAUAACCUGUUAUUAAAAUCACUA
This is a messenger RNA of Priapulus caudatus, 709 nucleotides long. RefSeq names its product cytochrome c oxidase subunit 6B1-like. NCBI's taxonomy places the organism in Eukaryota, Metazoa, Priapulida, Priapulimorpha, Priapulimorphida, Priapulidae. The transcript is spliced from 3 exons. Bases 11 to 286 code for a protein of 91 amino acids. The record is from RefSeq and is a predicted model, not a curated record. Gene Ontology annotation, cellular component: mitochondrion; respiratory chain complex IV.